AUGGAAUCCUGUCAGGGUCAUUUCUGGGAGUGUCGGGCACCAUCUCAUUCCCUCCAGAGGUUUGAUACCGAAAGUGGGUACCAGGAACAUCUCCAGGGGAUACAUGACAUCUCACAGGAGGAUGCCGCUAUCAUAAGUGCUGGCGCUUCUCAAUCAACAAGAAAGGCACUUUUUAAGUGUCCCUUCCAAGAUGGGUUUAAUUCCUCGGGCCGUGCCUGGUUUGAUGAUAUCAUCGCAUAUUAUUCCUUACGAAAACAUAUUAAAACUCACCUGGAAGAUAUUGCUCUUUUGGCUCUACAAAAUAUAGUGCCAGUAGCCUAUGAGACCGCCAAGGCCCCUAUUGUUGAUUCAUAUGAUGUAUCCGCUAGUAGCUCCUCAAAGAACGACAUGCUAGAUAUCUUGGAGAGUAAUAGGAACAUCCUGCGGACGUCCACGAAAGGGUCAGAGCCACUGCGCAAUUGGAAACCUCAUCAAGAUAGAGAUGAACUUUCAACCUCCAAAUCUCUUAGGCAAAAGCCACUUAUAAAUGAGUCGGCUAAAAGUAUCAAAAAAAGGGGUAAUUAUACAAGGACCCCAGAAACUCCAAAGAGAAGACGUGUCCCAAGCCCAUUAUCCGCAAAGGAGGGUGAGAUGACGAUAGUUGGCCAAGGCCGAUCCCGUCACCUCUCUAAAAAUGCAAAGAUACGCAGCAAACCUCAACCUCAUGACCUAGCAGUUGCAGAAUCUCGUGGCUUAUAUGGAAACAAAAGGAACGAAAGGCCGCAAGGUAGCAGCGCCACUCUGGACAAACCCAACAAGGAUCCGUUUGAAGAGUUAAUGGAAGCCGAAAAGUCCCAUAUGCCUGUACCAGAGCCACCGCACCAAACCCAAGACGAUUUCAUUACCAGGUCCUCCGAUAUUGGUGGAGGGCAGUCUGGCUCUCAAUCUAUACGAAGUAAGCCUAAAUUCCCUCGUGAGGCCUACACGGUAGGCUGGAUUUGUUCUUUUGGCGUAGAGUAUACCGCUUUGAUUGCACUAGACGAGGAACAUAUGAACCCAGAAGGUAUACCAGACUACGGCAGCAAUGGUUACAAAAUGGGCAGAAUUCAUACCCAUAACGUUGUUAUUGCUCCUUCGGGUUUUGGAGAAUAUGGUAGGUAUGGUGGAGAACAUGAUGUGAUCCCUACAUUGCGUGAUGUAGAAAAUAUGCUGCGAGCCUUCCCAAAUAUCAGUAUUAGGCUGGUGGUGGGCAUCGGCGGUGGUAUGCCUUCUCCGAGACACGACAUUCGACUGGGCGACGUUGUAGUCAGUGAUAUGGCUUCAUACUAUGGCGAGAGUGCACCGAACCCAGAUAUUUACUCCUAUGACAUCUUUUCUGAACCCAAAUCGCUUUUACGAACAGCUCUUGAUAAGAUCCGGGGCAAGUACGCGGCGGAAGGCCCUCAGAUUGAGGAGAAGAUUCGUCCAUUGCUGAGGAGGACUCCAUGGUUCCAACAUCUUCAGCACCGGCCGGGUCCAGCCAGCGACAGGCUCUAUAAAGCGACUGUGCGUCAUCCGAUCGGUGGGCUAAGCUGCGCGGAAGCCUGUGGCGACGAUCCUUCAAAGUUGGUAAACCGGCGCGAGCGAACUAGAAAGGACUAUAAAUCAGCAGUACACUACGGCGAUAUCAUUGUGAUAAAUGAGCCGAUAAAAGAUGCUUUCCUUCGUGAACAGCUUGCAGCAAAAUCCAAUGCCUUGAGUUACAUGAUGGGAGAAGACACUUUGACAGGUAUCCUCCCAUGUGUAGUUAUUCAAGGUAUAUGCGACUAUUCAGACUCUCAUCGAAACGAAAGAUGGCAAGGGUAUGCGGCCAUGGCGGCAGCAGUAUACGCCAGAGACCUAAUUUGCUUGCUUCCCUCUGGCCAAGCGAAGGUGGAGAGGAGGGCUGAUGAAGAAUCUUCCGCAGGUUAG
Messenger RNA from Arthroderma uncinatum, 1929 nucleotides. Its product is annotated as ankyrin repeat domain-containing protein. NCBI's taxonomy places the organism in Eukaryota, Fungi, Ascomycota, Eurotiomycetes, Onygenales, Arthrodermataceae. The transcript has a single exon. The record is from RefSeq and is a predicted model, not a curated record. Gene Ontology annotation, molecular function: catalytic activity. Gene Ontology annotation, biological process: nucleoside metabolic process. Bases 1 to 1929 code for a protein of 642 amino acids.